Topomyia yanbarensis is the source of this 390-nucleotide messenger RNA. RefSeq lists its product as uncharacterized. The transcript has a single exon. The record is from RefSeq and is a predicted model, not a curated record. Lineage: Eukaryota; Metazoa; Arthropoda; Insecta; Diptera; Culicidae. Bases 1 to 390 code for a protein of 129 amino acids.
AUGUUGUACGACCCAUUGGGCCUGAUCGGGCACGUACUAAUCUAUCUGAAGGUACUGCUGCAAGAGAUCUGGAGAUCGGAAAUCGGAUGGGAUGAGAAGAUUGAAGGAGAGUUUCUGCGAAAAUGGUACCUGUGGUUAAAGAUCAUACCAAGCGUGGAAACGGUAAAGAUUCCUAGAUGCUUCCGAGUAACGACACCCAAGUCAACGAACACCAAGAUAGAAAUGCAUACAUUUGUUGAAACAAGCGAAAGCGGCUUCGCUGCAGUUGUGUAUCUGCGUUGUGAACACGAUGGAAUUGUAGAGUGCACGCUGGCCGGCGCUAAGACACGCGUGACUCCAUUAAAGUUUUUAUCGAUCCAAAAAUCGGAAUUGCAAGCGCCUGGUAAAUAG